AAAAAUGGGAAACCGUUGUUGUGUUGGAAAGAGAAAACCUGAAAUUGAGUUACCUUUUAAGACAUCUGACAUUGUCCGUUUAAAAAUAUCGUGGACCAAAAUCAAGCCAGAAUGGAACAAGGUCAUUAAAAUUGCUUUUAAAAGGUGGUUCAGCGCUUAUCCAGAAAUAUGGAGCAUGUUCAGCACCGCUGCACAAAACUUGGACGAUUUGCUGGAAUCACCAAUCAUUUCACGCCAUGCAAAAAAAUUUGAAGAAUUAAUUGAAAUUGUCAUUUACAAUUUGCAUAAAGGAGAAGUACUGGUCCAAUCGUUGAUUGAUCAUGGCAGAUUUCAUCAUUCGUUUGGUGCACAACAGAGAUUUGCAACUACUUUAGCUACAAGUUUGAAGUUUGCAGUUUUCACGUUCCUGCAAAAUGACGAAAGUGUGGAUGAUUGUAAAACACAAGAGGCUUGGGACAGUCUAUUCAACUUUUUGUCUGGGUUGCUGAAAUUAGGUAUGCGAAAAGCGAUUGAAGAAGAAAAAAACAGCACAAAUGACACAAAACAAUCAAAAAAAGAGCAACAGAGAUCAAUGGCAGACAAUUUACGUCACUUAUUCGAAUGUUAAACAGGUGUAAUACACUUAGAAACAGCGUCGGUGCGGAUGAUUACUUUAUGAAAGCGCAUUCAAGUUGACGAAAAUUCCAACGAAGGAUUUUGAAUAAUGAAAAUAUAAUGGAAGAGUCUUUGAGGAUUGAUGGGUGAGCUGUUAAAAAGAAAGACAUUGUGUAUUGAAUUAAGAAACUAGAAGCAGAUUCUUUUACAAGGGACUGUUUCAGCAAUUUUUGUUAUAGUCUUUAUUGUUAUUGUUAUUUUAUUUUUUGUUGUUGUUGUUGUUGUUGUUGUUGUUGUUGUUGUUGUAGGAAAUAUAUCUCUUUGUAAUUAUCGUUAUCGAUGUGGUUUUGGAAAAAAGUACCAGCAAUAAAAUACAUUUUUGCAUCCUCAUUUCUGUACUUUUCAUCUGGUACUUUUGAGCGCAAAAAGACAGUAAUUGUGCGCCAAAAGUUUUUUGAUUUUUUUUUAAUAUUCCGUAAAAAUUCCAUUCAUAUUUUCUCUCUCGAUUAGUUCUGAAAUCUAAAAACACGCUACAUAGUAUACUUUUGCAUCCAGAUAAUCAAUGUUAUGUUAUCUAAAUGUCUAAAAAAUCCCGUGUAAAGAUUGUCAUACUGCUGAUUUUAGUGAAACAAAACGAAUGUUCUAGCACAAAAGGCCGUACGCAACAUUAAUACAGACAAAAUAAGAUUGCGGACCACAGCUGGGAGAAUGAUCAUAAUUAUAGACUGGGAUAAUAAA
Molecule: messenger RNA, 1332 nt
Organism: Hydractinia symbiolongicarpus
Lineage: Eukaryota; Metazoa; Cnidaria; Hydrozoa; Anthoathecata; Hydractiniidae
Exons: 3
Coding region: 5-607 (200 amino acids)
Molecular function (GO): heme binding; oxygen binding
Source: RefSeq, a predicted model, not a curated record